Prosopis cineraria is the source of this 1521-nucleotide messenger RNA. Its product is annotated as S-adenosyl-L-methionine:benzoic acid/salicylic acid carboxyl methyltransferase 2-like. The coding region runs from base 63 to 1175 and encodes 370 amino acids. The record is from RefSeq and is a predicted model, not a curated record. NCBI's taxonomy places the organism in Eukaryota, Viridiplantae, Streptophyta, Magnoliopsida, Fabales, Fabaceae. The transcript is spliced from 4 exons. Gene Ontology annotation, biological process: methylation. Gene Ontology annotation, molecular function: S-adenosylmethionine-dependent methyltransferase activity.
GGGAUACUUAAGAAAUCAUUAAAAAAAAAAAAACAAUCACAGAGAGAGAAGACGCCAAGAAUAUGGAGGUAACUCAAGUGCUGCACAUGAAUGGGGGCAUGGGAGAAGCAAGCUAUGCAAACAAUUCCUUAGUUCAGCAAAAGGUGCUGACACUGACAAAGCCGAUUCGAGAGGAAGCCAUAACCAACUUGUGCCGCAGAAGGCUCCCUGAAAGACUAGCGAUUGCAGACCUGGGUUGCUCUUCUGGUCCAAACACUUUCUUUGUGGUUUUUGAAGUUAUCAAAAUAGUGGAGAAGCUUUGCCGAGAGCUUAACCAUCAGUCUCCAGAAUACCAAGUCUUCUUGAACGAUCUUCCAGGAAAUGACUUCAACAACAUCUUCAGGUCUCUUGGAAGCUUCAACGAAAAACUCAGUGAUGAAAUGGUUUCUGGGGUUGGUCAUUGCUUCUUAGUCGGGGUCCCUGGUUCCUUCUAUGGCAGGGUUUUUCCUUCAAAAAGUCUCCAUUUUGUCCAUUCCUCUUAUAGCCUUCAAUGGCUAUCUCAGGUUCCCGAGGGCGUGGAGAACAAUAAGGGCAACAUCUACAUGGCAAGCACAAGCCCUUCAAAUGUGUUGAAGGCUUAUUACCAGCAAUUUCAAAAAGACUUUUCAUUGUUUCUCGAGUGUCGCGCAAAGGAAGUGGUGGAAGGGGGUUACAUGGUGCUCACAUUUUUAGGAAGAAAAAGCGAUGAUCCCUCUAGCAAAGAAUGCUGCCUUGUUUGGGAACUUAUGGCUAAAGCUCUCAAUGAUAUGGCCUCCGUGGGAAUGCUGAAAGAAGAGGAAGUGGACUCGUUCAAUAUACCCCAAUACACACCAUCCCCAUCUGAAGUGGAACAAGAGAUAGAGAAAGAAGGGUCAUUCAACAUCAAUCGCAUGGAGGUAUCAUCAGUGAAUUGGAAUGCGUACGAUGACUGGAACGCAGUAGACAGUGAAUUUAGUAAGUCUGAAGUAGAGAGUGACGGUGGAUAUAAUGUCACAAAGUGCAUGAGAGCUGUGGCCGAACCUUUACUGAUCAGCCACUUCGGAGAGGGUAUCAUCGAAGAAGUUUUCAAGAGGUACCAAGAGAUCUUAACAGACCGUAUGUCCAAAGAGAAGACUGAAUUCAUCAACGUCACCUUGUCUGUGACUAGAAAAGCAUGAUCACCAAGAUUCACCGUACUUUAUAUUUGCAUAUUUGAAGACUUAAGCUGUCUUGAAUAACUUCCUUGGUCUUUUGAAUUGGAGUUGUGGAUAGCUUUAUUUAUGUGUGUUGAAGCCUGGGAUUUGUGAUGUUUGAUUUGCAUAUGUAAAUGUGAAAGCAAAGGUCGCUCCAACAUUACCAUCUCCCUAAUCAAUAGGUUAGGGAACAAAGUUGCCGGUUGCUUGCGACUUGAGAGAGACCUAGCCGAGUGGCCGAAGCAUUGGCCAAGAGUUGUAUGUUGGUUUUCCUGGAGCUUUUAUGAUACAGGCUGUGCUUUGAAUUAUACACUUUUAUUGCUUUAUUGUC